AUGACUCCGCAAUUAGGUGACCCGAACCUGUUAUCCAAGAGGGAGCAUGUGUUUGGACGCAAGAGUUACAUAUCUAGAGUUAAGUUCUUGGGGUCAAAACAUGAAAUUGGAAUAGAAUAUAAAGGGGGUUUGCUCAUAGUAAAAGUUGAUGGUGAUGUUAGUCUUGUUGUAAAAAGAUUAAUAUGGAAAUUUAGAGGCAACGAGAGAAUUUUUGUUGGUGGAAUGGAAGUAGAAUUCUUUUGGGAUGUUUUUAACUGGGUUAACAAUAAUAAUGGUGCUAAUAGUAAUGGUCAUGGUGUUUUUAUUUUUCAAGUUGGUGAAGGUGGGGUAUGGCCUGAAAUGAUAGGUCCAGAGAAGAGGUUGAUGAGGAAGAGCUUGUCAUCGGUAGGGCACACGUUAGGUUCGCCGGCGGCAAUGUCAUUAUCGCCGUCGCCGUCGUGCUCUAGUGUGUUACAAUGGGCAGAAGAGAGUAGUGACUGUGGGAGAAGUUCAUGUUCUUCAUCUACUAGGUCAUGUGGAAGUAACGGGGGUUUCUCUUUGUUGUUGUACGCUUGGAGGAGGGAUUAA
Messenger RNA from Jatropha curcas, 567 nucleotides. RefSeq lists its product as uncharacterized. The record is from RefSeq and is a predicted model, not a curated record. Lineage: Eukaryota; Viridiplantae; Streptophyta; Magnoliopsida; Malpighiales; Euphorbiaceae.